This is a messenger RNA of Culex pipiens pallens (northern house mosquito), 1555 nucleotides long. Its product is annotated as E3 ubiquitin-protein ligase MARCHF5-like. Gene Ontology annotation, molecular function: zinc ion binding. The coding region runs from base 291 to 1289 and encodes 332 amino acids. The transcript is spliced from 2 exons. Lineage: Eukaryota; Metazoa; Arthropoda; Insecta; Diptera; Culicidae. The record is from RefSeq and is a predicted model, not a curated record.
AGCCUGAAUCAAAAAGAGUAAGAAAAAUAAAAUAGUGACGAAACUGCAGGCCAACUUCUUCGCCAAUCGCAGCAAACCUUAGCCGCCUACUGUUUUUCUCUUGUCACAAGAGUUUGUCGCCUGCUGAAAAGGGGUUGCAACAGAGGUGCGUCCCAAAAUAAGGUCUUGCGAAACUUUGAUUUGACAAACCCGCAACUCAAAGGUCAUCCAGGGACGGGAUUUGCAGCAGCAGUGUUUUGAUUCCGAAGCACACACACACACACCCACACACAAACAGGCGAAGAAGGAGCAUGGCCGAGACGCCGGAAGUGGUGGUGGCUGCACCGAAGGCGGAAGUGGCAGACGAACGGUACUGUUGGGUCUGUUUCGCUACGGAUGAGGACGACAAGCUGGCGCCGUGGGUCCAGCCGUGCAACUGCCGGGGCGCUACCAAGUGGGUCCACCAGAGCUGCCUGCAGCGCUGGGUAGACGAGAAGCAGAAGGGCAACACGUUCAAGCGGGUCAGCUGUCCGCAGUGCCAGAGCGAGUACAUCAUCGUGCUGCCCUCGAUGGGCACGCUGGCGAAUGUGCUGGAAGGGAUCGACACUAUGAUCAAGCGGAUUAGUCCGUUCUUGACGGCUGGGGUGAUCGUGGGGUCGUUCUACUGGAUGGCCGUCACGUACGGCGCUGUGACCGUUCUGCAGACGGUUGGGUACGAGGAAGGUUUGGCUCUGAUGGAGCGAGCUGAGCCGAUCGUGUUGCUGAUCGGACUUCCGGCCAUUCCGGUGGGCUUGAUCUUGGGACGCAUGAUCCGAUGGGAAGAGUUUGUGCUGCGUUUCCUGCAGACCAAAUCGUUCAGCGUUCGCAAGUUCCCGAUGCUGAACCUGCUGCUACCGAUCGCGUCGCUCGAGGAUGACCCCGCGUACGGUUCCAGCAGCGGAGGCAACGGCGGCGAGUCCUCGCCUCAGCAGCCUCCCACCAAUGGGCUACCGCCCGGUACGGUCGUCAGCUCGGAUCCGGUCUCGGCCACCCGGGUCCUGUGCGGAGCGCUGCUCCUGCCCACGGUCUCGUCCGUCGUGGGGCGAGUCUUCUUCGACUCGAUUCAGAACAACUUCCAGCGCGUCCUGGUCGGCGGGUUCGCCUUCGUCGCCAUCAAGGGAGCGCUCAAGAUCUACUACCGACAGAAGCAGUACAACCGCAAGAAACAGCGCCGGAUUUUGGACUUUACGCCGGAAAACAUACGAAAGUACACCGCCGCGAGCAGUGGACCCCAGCGAUCGGAACAGAAUGCCGGCCAGCCGAGGGUCUAGGCAUGAGGAGGAGGAGGAGGACGCCGCCGUAAGCACAAGAGUAGAAAGUCUAUUUUUUAUGCAAACUUUUUUAGCCGUUGCCGUCGUCGGAGGUUGCCAAAGAGAGACCACCUGGCGGGUUUGUGAGCCGAAUGGAAGUUGGAAAGUUGUCGUGUUUGAUGUUGACGGGGACGGAGAUAUUUAGAAUUUCUAAAGACUACUGUUAAAUGUUCACUAUACCUAUAUCACUGUUUUCUGUAAAUAAAAUUAUUGGUUUUAAUCCUAAA